AGUAUAACAAAGCAUGAUUCCCGUUAGAAAGUGUGCUGGAUCACCAGCUAUAGUCAGGGUAUCAACUCGUUUCUCAUCAUCCAAGUCAAAAUUGGAAAGUGUGCCUCCAUCAACUCCACUUUAUCUUAACCCUCAUGCUUGGCAAGGAUUACCUGCUGACCAAGUGUUUGAAUUACACAGAAUGAGAAAGCAAUAUUUGGGAACCAAUUAUGUUCCAAACAACCAAGAAAGAACCGCCAUCUUGUCCACUAUUAGCGCCUUGGUCAGAAACAAGCCCAGUUUGAGUUAUGUUUUUGGGAUUGAAAACUUCAAGGAAAAAUACACCAGUGCUAUUCCCAUGAAUGAAAGAGGCCGUCCACCAAGAAAGAGUAACGUUUUGGUGUUGAACCAAGGUGAAGCUCCACACAUAAAGAGAAGAAUUGAACACCUCACCAGGGUCAGUGCCUACGAAAUGCCAUUGUUGGCCAAGUAUCGUCAACCAUACACCCCAAAACCAAAGGCUGAAACUCCAUUAAAGUUGACUUAUUACUCUGACUUCACCGAAGAUAUCAAUAACAAAUAUAACCGUAAAGUGUCAUUAUCUGUUGAACUCGACCACUUGAACUUGAAUGAUAAGCAACAACAUAAAUUCAAGGUAUUGGCCGGUAACAAGUUCAACCACGAAUCCAACACUUUCCAAAUCAAGUCUGGCCAUUUCCCAGAAGCUGCCCAAAAUGCCAACUUUUGUGUGGAAACAUUCACCAAGUUAUUAAACGAAUCCAAGAACUUGACUGACGACUUUAGCGAUAUCCCAUUAGACAAGCGUCAUAUGAAGCCAUUCAUCAAGAAGCCUGAACCGCAAUUCCCAGAAGCUUGGAAGAGACCUCAAGACGCCCCAAUUGCGAAACAUGCUAUUGUCAACAGAUUGGUAGAAAACUUGAAGAAACAUAAAGACGAUGCUUAUCUUAAACACAUAACACCAUAGUAUAUAACUUAUCCUGUAAAUAUAUAAAUUCAGUAC
Spathaspora passalidarum NRRL Y-27907 is the source of this 1000-nucleotide messenger RNA. RefSeq names its product mitochondrial 37S ribosomal protein mS35. Gene Ontology annotation, cellular component: mitochondrial small ribosomal subunit. The transcript has a single exon. Gene Ontology annotation, biological process: mitochondrial translation. Gene Ontology annotation, molecular function: structural constituent of ribosome. The record is from RefSeq and is a predicted model, not a curated record. Bases 14 to 964 code for a protein of 316 amino acids. Lineage: Eukaryota; Fungi; Ascomycota; Pichiomycetes; Serinales; Debaryomycetaceae.